ACAACAACACGGUGAGGGGCAGAGGGAGAGCAGACAGGCGAGCAGCAGGCAGCACGAGAGAGGAGCGCCCGGACCAAAGAGAAGACAAAGGAGAAUCUGAAUCGGCAGCGCCCUGCUCUGGAUUAACCCUUUCUCCCCACUAAAUGCUGCUUUUUGUGGAUUCCUCCCCUUUACACGUCUUCCAUCACCCCCGUGCUCCGCUGUGGUACAAUGUCUCUUUCUCUCUCUCACACACGCAUACAAACAGUUUCUUUCCUCGAGGAUCCACUACUGGUGUGUGUGAGCGGAGUCCUGCGGUAACGGUCAUGGAUGCAGGCAGAAGAGAGGAGUAUUUCUUCUUCUCCCAUGGAGAUUUUGACGUUUUCUCUCCUCCUGCUGCGUGAGCCUCUGUCCUCUCGCUUUCUUUUGUAUUAGCGCUCACUCCCCCUUUUCUUUCUAACCUCCCUUUGCUGCUUGGGCUUUUGUCUAUCUGACAGGGGUCCAGGCUUUCCUUUUUCCCGCCCUCCCCACACUCCUUCCUCCUGCUUCCACUGGAGGGUAGACACUAUGCGUCUGACACUGAGCCAAGGCACCAUGCUAGGCUAACUGCUAGCCACUGGUGUGGUGUAGACACCUCAGCUUUUUUCCGUGUGUGUGCUUGGGUGAAUUCAAACAUCACAGCAGAAGCAUUGAUGUAAAGUUGACCAGUCAUUUCAUGGUGGAUCUGGUGUGACCCGAGAAGGACGGCAGUGGCAGGAAGAAGUGGGUAGGCAGAUGGAGGUGACCGUAACAUGACCAUGAGAAAGUCUUGCAAAUGCCUGACCGGCCUUCUUCUAUUGGACCACAUGGUGAUGACUUGAUUUCCAGUAAUGGAUUCAUUCCCACUAACGUUCCGCGAUGGAAUUUACGUGAGGAACUGGGGACUUGCAGUCUGGGGGACAACCAUUUGACAAGUUCGCUUGUGGGAGAAACCUUUUGGACUUGUAGAUACACUGGCCAUCUGUCUGCCACCCAGCGUGGCGAAGAUGAAGAAGACAAGCAGCCGCACGCUCAGGCGGCCAUGGCCCAGCUCUGAACUGUUAGAGCGCCUGCUGCCACCAGCAGCCUCGGUAGAGCUUCACAGGAGCCGACGCUCGCACAGCGAGAAGGACUACAGGACCCACAAGCACGGCAUGAGGAGCCAGCAGCCUCCACAGUACCUGUGUCAGAGUCCUCCUCCUUACGCACACACAGGUGAUGUGUCACCCAUCAGUAUGUCCCCCAUCAGCCAAUCGCAAUUCAUCCCUUUGGGAGAGGUAUUGCUAUUGGCUAUCUCUGCUAUGAACUCCGCCCACAAGCCUGUCACUCAGGAGGCCCUGACUGAACAUCUGCAGACAUGCUUUCCCGGCGUUCCCACACCAACGGAGGAGGUUCUGCACCACACGCUGAGCAUGCUGGUCCGUGAGCGGAAGAUCUACCCAAAGCCAGACGGAUAUUUUAUUGUAACCCCUCAGACUUACUUUAUCACCCCGAGCCUAAUCCGAACCAGCUCCAAGUGGUACCACUUAGACGAACGUUCUGCUGACCGACACCACCAACAGCCGCAGCAGAAUCAGAACCAACAGCAGCAUCAACAGACUCAAUGCACCUCCCCCCUCUCCGGCACCAUCACCCCGUCCACCUCUGGAGCUGCGCGUGACCGAACACACCCAAAGUCCAGCCAAAACCACAGUGGAGGUGGUGGGGAUUCUUUUUUCAACAACAGUUACCGUGGAGACGACCCCCCUAGCCACCACACCACCCUCCAGCGUCGAUCCCCCAAAGACCACCGGGAGGCGUACUCGUCCCCACAAACGCAGCAAGCGUCAGGCAACACGGAAAAGAGUCGCAGCACCCUUGGGUUCCCCUUCAAGACGGACACGCUGACCAAACACCGAACUGGAGGAGGAGGCGGAACUGGAGAGGUAGAGAAACAGGCAGGUGGAGGAAGUGGUACAGGAAGUCGGAAAUUUGGUUUGAAGCUGUUCCGUCUGAGCUUUAAAAAGGACAAGGCCAAGCAGCUGGCCACUUUCUCGGCACAGUUCCCCCCAGAGGAGUGGCCGCUCCGCGACGAGGAGGUGCCCAGCCAGCUGCCACGCAAUGUAGAGAUGGAGAUCAUCCGCCGAAUCAACCCUGACCUCACUGUGGAGAACCUUGCCCGGCACACAGCGGUCAUGAAGCGCCUCGAGGAGGAGCGUGCACAGAGGAGCAAAGCAUCGUCAGCCAAUCAGAGCUCCAGGAGCAGGAGAAGCGGGGGUAGACACAGGAAGCAGUCUCAGACCAAACUCAGCCGCUCACAUAGCAAGACGAGAGUGCCCCGCGGCGAGCCCGCCGACGGUUCCCACCUGGAGUUGGCCGAUAGGGACUACAGAGCAUACUCGUCCUCACUGGCUCGCUCCCCAAGGGAACAGGCCCUGGCCAUGGAGCGGCAACGGGCCCGCCUUCACCUGGCACAUAGCAACCCCAACAUCCUCGACUCCUCCCACCUACCGGUCACGCCAGAGUGGGAUGUGUCCGGAGAGCUCGCCAAGCGGCGCACAGAAAUGCCUUUCCCCGAGCCAAGCCAUGGGCCAUCAGCCCACCACUCCAAAGUCCACCGCUCGCACUCCCACACCCAGGAGAGGAAGUCCAGGAACGAGCGCAGCGACAAGGCCAAGGAACGCUCCAGGUCCAUGGACAAUUCCAAAGGACCACUUGGAGCGGGGAUGAUCGGACCCCCCGACUAUUACGACGAGCGGAGCCGCUACUAUACCGACGAUGGCACCCUGCGAGCCAAUCAGUGCUCUUCUCUCUAUUCUCGUGCCACCCCCACUUCAGCUAAACUGCCUGUGGAUUCUCUGGGGUUGGAUGGCGGCAGGAGUCUAGAGAAGAGUAGGAGUAGGGACAGCCUGCCUGCAUACUCACCCAAACCCCUACCCAGCGCCGUCCCUCCUGAUGAUUACUUUCAGUGCGCUGGCUCUUCUGAGGCUGCUCUCACAGCUAACCCACUGGGGAGUCUCGUCAAAAGUAGCCAUGACGGAUUAAAACUAGGCAGCGCUGACAGGCAAAUGGACAGGCAGACACCCCAUCCUCUAGAAAGUAAGGAGGACUUGUCAAAGAUGGGACCCAAGGGAGGCAGCCUGCCUCCAAUACCCCUCUCUAUUCCUGACCCCCCCCUUGCUAAUGGAAGACCUCCCCACAGUGCCUCCUCUGGUCAGGAGAAACGUAAGGAGAUCUUUAGUAAAGACACACUCUUCAAACCUCCUCCCAGCCUCCCGUUGCCAGGAUACAGCUCGCUGAGGAAACCCCAAGCCCUCGCCUCCCCUACUCUGUCCUCGUCCUGCGAUGCACUUGAUUCGCAGGAAGCCUUCGAUGCUCCCAAACCUCUAGUGGCCACUCCGUCCGUUCCCCUACAGGGCAUUGAACCGGCUGGCAGUGCUGCAGAGGCCUCCUUUGACUACUACAACGUCUCGGACGACGAUGAGCUCGAAGAGGGGGGUAGCAAGAGUCGAGGAGAGGAUGAGAAGGCUGGAGGAGGUGUUGUUGGGAUGGGAGGAGGGGGAGCAGGUACGAUGCAGUGGCUGUUGGAGCGAGAGAAAGAGAGGGAUCUUCAGAGGAGGUUCGAAAGAACCCUCACCUUCCCUGGUGCUAAAGAGAACCUUCCAGAGCCCAGUCAGAACCAGCAGUCAGCCCACUCUGCUAGACUUGAUAGCAUGGACUCCAGCUCAGUCACUGUUGACAGUGGAUUCAACUCCCCACGAACAAGGGAGAGCUUGGCGUCGAACACCUCUUCAAUAGUGGAGAGCAACCGUCGGCAGAACCUGGCGCUGAGCCCAGGUCACCUCGGCAUCACCACCGGCACCGCCACCCCCUUCUCCUUCCGCGCCAUCCCAGAACCUGCCAGCACCCAACCGGAGAAACUCCAGAAGCCCAGCGCUUGCCUUGCGUCAAUCACCAGCGUCUAGGGGCGGUACUGCUGUAAGGGCUGGGUGGAGAGCCAGGAGGCAAUGCAGAGGGGCUAUAAAAUGAAAGUCCCGCCCUCAAGGACUGUUACAUCUCUAGACUGUCGUUAGGGGAGCUGCCACAAGCCCACUAUGGAACUAUAGCUAUUGACACACACACACACACACACACACGGCCACUGGGCAGACUCUGACCAUGUCAUUCUACAGCCUCUAGUUUACACACUGCUGUUGUGUUGUUUCACUAUCACGUGGGAUCUAGUGUGCGUGGGUGGGCGCAUGUGUGUGUGUGUGUGUGUGUGUGUGUGUGUGUGUGUUAUAUUUGUAUAAUCUGUAAUCUCAGGUCAUGUUAUUUCCACUUUCAUUCCAGCUGCUCCAGAUCAGCCGACUCCCUCUUGUGGUGUCUGGUGGUUUUACACAUUGAACAGAUGCUGCUCUGCUGACUGCUGUUACUGAUGGUACACACUGUCACUGGUCCAGCUCCUACUCACUUGUCUCUGGUAGCUCUUCUCUAAAUUCACCACCGACAGACACCUGGAAAGGUGCGGUGCCACGAUAAACGACAAUGACCAUCUGUCCAGAGUUUAGGGAGUGAGACAGUCACAUGAGUAACCUGUAACCAGGGCGGUUUUCUCUGUAGAAUGAAGCUGAGCAGUUCUGUCUGUUGGAUGCCAUGAUGCCCAUAUGAGCUGGCUAAACACUGUAGUGGCCGUUUGGACCAGCUUCUCUCCUCCAGCCGCUGUGAGCGAUGUGGACAGCUGGAGGUGAUGCUCCAGGGAUGAGACUUACUUCGAUGGGGGCAGAUGUUCCUUCACGUUUCUUUGAACGUAACCCCUCAUGUCCACUGGAUGCAGCUUGUGUUUCAGCUCUGCCAGGGCUGCUUUUUCCUCCACAACAGGCCGUAGCAGAUGGUGUCCGGCGGCCUUGAGUGCUGAAUAUACUACAAAUUAUAAAAAUCCAGAAGUGCUCUUAAGGCCACAAGAAGAGACCGUAUUAAUUCUUGAGGGGACAUCCCCACUACAGCAGCACAGAUACAGAACAGUAAUUCUAUUUGAAAGAAACAUUAAAGAAACCAGAGAGGUGACAGUAUACACAUACUUGAGACAUUAUAAGUGAGUUUAUAUAUACAGUGUAUAAAUGCCUAUUUAUUGACAGUUGACAUGAAAUUAAUAUUUAAUGACAUGCUGCAUUUUGUUUUAGGCUUUGUCUUCAUGUACAUAGAGCAGAACUACUUGUUUGUUUGGAGUGACUUCACAGGCGUGGUUCAUAUAUGAGGUCGUGCUGAUGUGUGAUGUCAUAGCCUGUGACACCUAAAUGUAAACGUAAUCAUGCUGGUAGCUGGAGUCGCUCAUUUCAAAGUCCUAACCAUCAUUUUGAUGAACACAGGUGAGAUUAAUGGAUGCCACUGAUGAAUAGCGGGGGGGGUCUGGAUAAGGGGCCAUUGUUAGAUUAUCUUGGAGCAGCCAGGGCUCUGCAGAGAUCACUUGAUACACUACGACUGUCACACUUGUAUCACAUCACUGCUGACAUGAAACGGCACUGGAUGUGUUCCAGAAUCCAGUUACUUUGAUCCUUCUAGUUUAAUGUUCGUUCGGGUGCAGCUCACUGCCGCCAUGCUUGUGCACAUGAUGCCCGCUGCACAAUGCGCGUCUGUUGAAACGUUAGCUCUGCAGGAAGCAGACCAGCCUGAACACGCACGGACAGGGACAAAAGGUUGAGACGUCAGCAGGCGCUUGUUAUAUUUAAGAUGGUGAGCUAACAUACGUACAGCCGAGGAAGAAUAAAGCACACAGUUCCCGUUUCUUAACGCAGUAUUUCUGUAGCUCAUGUGAGGCCUCAGCUGUUCUGAAGGUUGGAUACCAGAUGAUGAAUCACUCAUUAAGGGGGGAGCUAUGAGGUAGCCAUGGAGCAGCAGGACCUCCGUGAACCUUCAUGGUCCCAACGCAGAAACAUGUCGGUGCAGCCACAUUAGAGACAAAGCACCUUGGUUUCAGGGUACUGCCUGAGGACAUGAGGGGUUCCAGUCCCAUCCCUGUCGAGUUUCACAACCGAGCUGUUCGCUGACUUCCCGUGAACACCGCUGUGUGUUGGCAGUAGUUUGACUUGAAGUGCUGCCAUCAGACAAAUAGACGCUGCUGCUGUGACAGGCCGGCCCAGGUGUGCGUGUAUUGGGAGCGGCUGUACUGGCACUUGAGGUGGCUGAGCGUCCAACAGAGAAUAUGAGACAUGAGGUGAUUGAGAUAACUCAAUCAGAACAGUGUUAAACACAACGAGCAGGGACGACACUUUGUUUUUUGAUCUGAUUCUUUCUUUAGUUACACACAUUACCAUGAAUUUACAUUGCUGUUGAGUUCAUGGCUACGAGUUUUUCUUCAAACUGUUUAAAUCGAAUCCCUGAGCCGCUCUUACUCCUGGUGCUACGAUGUAUUAUGGCCAGUGACAACCGUGAUAAUAGUCAUAAUAAAAAAGGUGACAAGAGAGUUGGAAUAUA
Gasterosteus aculeatus aculeatus (three-spined stickleback) is the source of this 6429-nucleotide messenger RNA. RefSeq names its product storkhead-box protein 2. Gene Ontology annotation, molecular function: RNA polymerase II transcription regulatory region sequence-specific DNA binding. Gene Ontology annotation, cellular component: nucleus; cytoplasm. The record is from RefSeq and is a predicted model, not a curated record. Lineage: Eukaryota; Metazoa; Chordata; Actinopteri; Perciformes; Gasterosteidae. Gene Ontology annotation, biological process: regulation of transcription by RNA polymerase II.